AUGUUUCACGAAGGCGAUCUCCAGAGCGGGAUCGGACUUGCUGUCCAGCAGGCAAAAGCUGUUCUCUGCUUUGUGCAUGAUCGAAGCGACACCAGCAGUCAGUGGGAGAGCAUCUUGCAGGACGAUACUUUCUCAUGCGCAAUCUCAACUCAAGCCAUCGCUCUGCGAUUAGAGGCCGGAUCGCAAGAGGCUUCCUUCCUCGAACCCAUUGCUACCAUCCACAAUCCCCCUGCUAUCAUUAUCAUAAAGAACGCCCAGCUGCAAGCCGAUCUCCAGUCUUCACAAGUGUCAAGCGAGGAACUGAGAGCCCGCCUCACCUCUUUCUUUGAUUUCGGCAAGGUCGCAGAUGGCGAAGACGAGCCAGCAGAAGAAGAAACCUCUAGUAACACACCUGCCCUGGACUAUAUUGAUCUACAGCCUGCGCCUGGUCAGAUGAGACUCCCAAGUAAUGCUUAUGAUGCUCUGCGGAACCAUACACAGAAGCUCCUAGAUGAAGGAACUUCCCAUCCGAAGAUAUUCGACAUUCAGUUGUCCCUGCUUGGCAACAUACCGAUCUUCAAAGAUGAAGUCACCCGAUUGCGAACGUCGUCUAACAAGGAACUUUCUGAAUAUGCCCGAUCCCGACUGUUACGACUUCCGGCUGUUGGUCUAAAAAUCAAAGACAAAGGUAAAGCAAAGGAAACUCCUGCUGCACCAUCGUCUUCGUCUGCUUCUCAUCCUGCUACGCAACAGCAGACUUCAGUUUCUUCCAGCUCAACUCAACCUCCUUCAAAUUUACCCGCCACCAAUAGCGUACCAUCACAACCCCAAUCCGACAAGCCAAAGGGCCAGCGAGAUGACUAUAUCAAGAUGCAACGCGAGCGUGAACAGAGGCAACGUGGCGAGAGGGAACGUAUCAAAGCGCAGAUAAAGGCUGAUCGUGAAGAACGUCGACGAUUGGACGAUAUGCGGAAAGGCAUUGUUGAUUCAUCCACGGAUUCUUCGACUAAAGCCUCUGCCAGUGCUCCCUCCAGUACCCAGAACCGGAGAAAAGAAGUCAGAGUCCAAGUCCGGACAUUUGAUGGAAGCACACUACGCUCUACCUUUCAACCUUCUUCAACCCUCUCGGCGGACAUCAGACCUUGGAUCGAAGACGAAUCGGGAAAUAACGCCCCUUACAACCUCAAACUCAUUCUCACACCACUUCCCAAUCGAAAUAUCGAGGCCGCCGAAGAAGAACAGGAACUAUCAGAGCUGGGUAUUAUUGAAUCCUGCACUCUGGUCAUGGUGCCCGUCAAGGGAUACGUGGAGUCAUACACCGGUGCAUCCCCUGGUGGCCUGCUCGGGUCUGCUGUAACCGGUGGCUUCGGUCUUGUCACAGGGACUGCUGGAGCCGUCAUCGGCGGUGUCAAAAGUAUUCUCGGCUUGGGGACAACUCAGACUGAGUCAUCAACUUCAUCUACCGAUGCAGCCGGGCCUGCGGCUCCAGGAGACAAUGGAGAUAAUAAUCAACAGGAAUCUUCAAAGGUACGUGUCAGGACACUUGCUGACCAAAGAGCGGAAAGCGCAGCGAAAAGAAGAGAUCACCAGUUCUAUAAUGGCAAUCAGCUGAAUUUCGAACCGAAGAAGGAUGGGGAUGGCGGCGGUGGUGAUGACGGACUCAAGAGAGAUUAG
Messenger RNA from Exophiala aquamarina CBS 119918, 1653 nucleotides. RefSeq lists its product as uncharacterized. Bases 1 to 1653 code for a protein of 550 amino acids. The transcript has 4 exons. The record is from RefSeq and is a predicted model, not a curated record. Gene Ontology annotation, molecular function: protein binding. Lineage: Eukaryota; Fungi; Ascomycota; Eurotiomycetes; Chaetothyriales; Herpotrichiellaceae.